AUGCAUCAAAAUGAGUGCUACAUAUGUGGUCGAAAUAAUGUGAAGCUCGGUGUAGUUGCACAAAAGGCUGAGCUCAAUACGGUGAUGUCACCAUCGAACUGUUUCCCAUCAUUACUAUUAACACUAGUAUCCACUGUAAAUCUUGUAAACACUCAAGCAAAUUGUAAUAACGCACCCACGGAAGCACUUCGGAUAAUUUGUGGUCAAAUCGCUAACUGGGAUGCUAACGCUAAGACUGUUGCUACGCCCUCUAAUCAGACUGGACAAGACCAGUCACCAGGAGCCGAUGCUGGCUUAGGUGGUGCAUCAGCGAUUAGUGCUUCGGCAGCUCCUACUAAUGCUUACGAAUGCAUGGAUAUCGCAUGCCUUUGCGGAUUCUUCGGAGGUAGUGGCGGAUCGAACUGUGUACUGAGAAAUGGACAACGACUCGGAAAAGCGCUCCGGAAAGAGUAUCGUGUGAUGACAGAUGUAGAAAGAAGAAGGUACCACACAGCUAUGAGGAGAAUUAAAAGAAAUGGCGACUAUGACAAACUUUCAAGAAUUUACUCAUCCUUCACUACAUCGCCGGGAGCUCAUUCUGGACCAGCAUUUUUGCCAUGGCAUCGAGAGUUCAUCAAAAGGCUGGAAAUUGCACUUCGUCGAGUUGAUCCAACUAUAGCGUUGCCGUACUGGGACUCAACACUUGACAGCACAUUGCCAAAUCCUCGAGAUUCGUCAAUGUUUACAAAUGAACUCAUGGGUCGACAAGGACCGGACGGCUCCAUACAAACAGGUGCAUUCAGAGGAUGGCGCACCGCAGACGGUUCAAAAGUUCUUCGUAGAAAUCUUGGCGCAGCAGGUACUCUUUUGCAACAAUCUGAUAUCGAUGCUGCAAUGGCGACCACCGAUUUUCGACAAGUUCUCGCUUACACAGCUCCUAGUCCGGUCGAAACACGUAUCCAUAUGGCGGCUGAAGGUGAUUUGGAUAGAGCACACAACAAUCAGAGGUGUAGAGCACAGCUUUCUGAUGCCUUAUGGGUUCGUCUAUUUUUGACAUGA
Necator americanus (New World hookworm) is the source of this 1038-nucleotide messenger RNA. RefSeq lists its product as uncharacterized. Gene Ontology annotation, molecular function: oxidoreductase activity. Lineage: Eukaryota; Metazoa; Nematoda; Chromadorea; Rhabditida; Ancylostomatidae. The transcript has 7 exons. The coding region runs from base 1 to 1038 and encodes 345 amino acids. The record is from RefSeq and is a predicted model, not a curated record.